AUGUUGGAGCAGAUCUCUUUGGGAAAUGUUGGUGGGGAUACUCCUCAUAGUGGUCUACCUCCAACCCAACAACCAACGAAGAGAUCAAGUUACGAUAGUUGGAGCACAGAAGACAACAUAAUUCUGCUAACUGCUUAUUUUCACGCUAGUAAUGAUAGUGAGCUGGGGAACAACCAAAAAGGUGAAACUUUCUGGGGUAAAAUUACACAGUAUGUGAAUGAGAAUGGCAAGAGUGGAAGUGGAAAAGAGAGGACCAUAGCUCGGUGCCAGAGUCAUUACAAAGACAUCAACAGAAAAAUUUCCAGUUUCAUUGGCUGUUACAGUACUGCAUGUAGGGAGAAGCAAAGUGGUUGGUCUGAUGAAAACUACAUAUCCAAAGGCAGGGAGUUGUACUUUGAGAAAAUGGGUACAUCGUUUAAUUUGGUGGAUGAGUGGAAGGUUGUUCGCAAUCAACCAAAAUAUAUGCCAGGAGUAGCAGUAUCGGGUAGUAGCGGUUCGAAAAGAAAGAGUAGUAGUGAAGAUGUUGAAUCAUCCGCUCCUACCCUCGUACGUCCUGAGGGUAGGGACACGACAAAGAAGAAAGCUAGAGCUUCGUCCAGUAAACCAAGGAAAUCGAAGGUCGAACUUCUCGAUGAGUUAUCCAAUAUAGUCACCUCUCGUGAAAAGGCGGAAGCGAAUAGAGCAAGUACUGUUGAAGCUAUGAAUGUCCUCGCUCGUGCCAAGAAUAUGGAGACGUGGAGAUUUUUGAAAAACAAACCAGAUCGUGACGAUGAAGAUGAAGAAGCAUAUCAGUUGUUGAGGAAAGAACUGUUUGGCAAAUGA
Messenger RNA from Asparagus officinalis (garden asparagus), 822 nucleotides. Its product is annotated as glutathione S-transferase T3-like. The record is from RefSeq and is a predicted model, not a curated record. NCBI's taxonomy places the organism in Eukaryota, Viridiplantae, Streptophyta, Magnoliopsida, Asparagales, Asparagaceae. The coding region runs from base 1 to 822 and encodes 273 amino acids. The transcript has a single exon.